Penicillium odoratum is the source of this 429-nucleotide messenger RNA. RefSeq lists its product as uncharacterized. The transcript has a single exon. The coding region runs from base 1 to 429 and encodes 142 amino acids. NCBI's taxonomy places the organism in Eukaryota, Fungi, Ascomycota, Eurotiomycetes, Eurotiales, Aspergillaceae. The record is from RefSeq and is a predicted model, not a curated record.
AUGGCACCAGGUGAUCCUGUUCAAGCAUUGAGGUAUAUACAAGUUCAACUUAAGCUCUACACCCUCAUAUUGCUUUUUUUCAUUCAACACGCCUCAUCUUUCGAAGUCCCAAAGGCUAAUUCGAUGGUCGACCGGUGCAGCGAAAUCGCUCCCACCGGCAGAGGAAACCGGAGAGGCCGACAGAGUUCGGAAAGCUCGACUUCGAGCAGCGACCCCCUCGAAAAUCUAGUGAAUCCUGAAACUCUUGCUAAUGGAGGAGGUGAACUGAUGACGCCCGCUAUCGCCCGUGAACUGGACAAGAAAAAGAAGAAAGAUGACGAAGACGACAAAGGCAGCCUACAGAUCAAGAUUCAUCUUGAUCUCCACGCCAAAAUCAGACUGGACUUGGACGCUGAUCUAUAUGGAGAUAUUGUGAUCGGGUUACUGUGA